CGCUUUUUGUCUACAGAACACGACAUCAUUAUGCAUAUUGAUCAGCAGACUGAUAAAAAUCAAAAGCAUAGUAGUGUUUGUUUAAUAAUACGGCAAUUCUACCCUACGAUAAAUCGUAUAGAUAACUCAGUGAACCACUAUGUACCAUUUCGACCGGAUGUUCCUGUUCAUCAAGUUUUAGCCAAAGACAAGUCGAAAAUGAAGACAAAUUUUGAUCAUUACCUGUAACGUUUCGUGAAGCUGGGUUGAUCGAGUGAUGGUUAUUCGGAGGUUUCUUGUACUUCUUGGGCGAUGUAUAUUAAGAAGACUGCGAGUACUACUUUGUCUCCUUGUCAUUCUUAUUAUAUCAAUGAUAUACAUCACCUUCGUGACAAACAAUCGUCUUGAGCUAGAGAUCACUCCCCAUCUUGGCAUAAUUAAACCAAAGAUUCACGUCAAGAUGGCAGGACGAAGUUUAAGCUCUCUCGCUAUUAUAGGCACUGAUAUUUCUUCCAAGAAACUGAAACUACUGUCUGCGAAGUUUAAAUACCUGUUAAUAUUACCUCACGCUACUCAAAGAGUAAUACCAGCAAUGGGAGCUCCUUUUAUUGGGAAUGUUGACAAACUGAAACUGCAAGAAAUCAUGGAAUUUCUCGAUAGCACUGAAGAUAUUUAUCACGCUGGUACUUGUCAAAUGAUGAACUCUAAUAAACCAGUCGUGAAAAAAUUAUCGUGUUAUUUUGAAGUACGUAAUUGGACUAUGUUGAUCGAAAAUAAUGGGAGAAAGAGAACCGAGGUUAAAUCGAAUCGUCUAGUGAAUAUAGUGGAAUGCAACAUGUUUGAAGGGGCAUUCGUUAUUCGAAGGAGAAUAUUCGAGAAGUUUUAUUUACUUCCUGCUUACGGAGAUACAGUUUUAUUCGACUUUUUCUUACGAACGAAAGGGAAAAUCAAAAUAGCUUUGUUGACUGAUUGUUCAUUGAGUGAUGAACUUCAUCGUGCAGACAGAGGAGCCUUGAGAAGUAAACCUUUCUAUACAGACUACAUUAAAUUAGGCUUUGACCACGAUGUUGUACGGAUUAUCAAAGAAAAUCAAAUGAUAUGGACCAAAUGCUCUUACAACUUAAGACUUUGCCCCGAAAAAGCCCUUCAACUUAAAUACUCGUUGUCAAGGCAACUGAGGCCCGUAUGUUGUAGUGAGGUAUUGGAUAGGAUGCUAGUAGAUGUAGUGCAAUCGAUGAACGCCGUCAGCUUGGAUUAUCGGGUAGAGUACGGGACACUUCUUGGAGCGGUAAGAUCAGGAACGAUAAUUCCGUGGACUAGGGACGUGGACAUUGGAUUACGAGAAGACGAUUACUUCAAAGAUGAAAUAUUCGAUAAACUAAAAGGAAGCUCUUCAUCGACAAAGCCCUUCGUACCAUCGAGAAAAUGGCACGAACAAAGACUGGGUGGCAAGAUCUUGGAUAUCUGGACUUUUACAUUGCCAAGAAAGAGAGGUUUGAUAGUCUUACAAAAGUUAAGAUUAAUGGCAGGGAUUACGUCACAUUUGCUAAUGCAAAAGAGGUGCUCAAGGAAUGGUAUGGACCGAGUUACAUGAAGGGUGUUAAGAAGAAAAGCGCACCAGUUGAAAUAGAUAUCGUUAAGCGUAGGAAGCAAAGAACAAAUAUUGCAAGAAAAGUACGCAAAAAAUUGCGCGCACGACGUCAAAGUAGGGGGAGAAAGGAAAGGAAAUAGGACAAAGGUACUAUGACACUAGGAUAGGGCUACGUGAGUCUCAAAGGAUUACAGAACAUAUCUUGGGCUUAACGUUUUCUAGCGAUUUCACGUGUCAUUCUCUAGAGUAUCAUUUCUUUGUUUACUGCGGUUUUCGAUAUCCUGCGAACUUGCGAUCUGCUCCUUGAAAUUUGGUUUUGGUCAAUCACAAAUAAUCAGUCGGUACCUUUUGGGUUCUUGACAAAUGAAUAUGGAUACAAUUCAAACCAAGAAUAUUAUUUUUUCUACCUAAAUAGUGAAUUUUUGGUCUAGAGCCGAGAAAUAGAAUGACAUACCGGUAAAUGACGUCAGCAAUUCACGCGCGCGCUUAAAACCGUUUUUCUUUCAAAUUUCCCCCUUGUUUUGCAGUAAAAUUGUACCAAUUUCCUCCAGUUUUCCAUGGUAUAUCCUCUUAUUUACCACGAUUUUCGUUAUCUAGCCAUCUCGCCUACGCCUCGCGAGUCCACAACAUUUUGUCGGCCAGAUGUUCAAAAUCGUGGUAAAUAAGAGGAUAUACCACUGAAAGCUGGAGAAAAUUGGUUGUGGUCAAUACGGCCAAGGUAAACAGCCCCAUAUAAUCAUAAGCUUGAACAUUUGUUUUUAGUUAACGUUUUUAUAUUAAAAUACAUACAUACUCUUCUAAAUAAUGAAGAGCACCCGUGCAAGGCAAAUAACUAUCUUGCUAAUAAAUACAUGCAUCAAAACGCGAUGGACUUUUAUCACACGGCGGCGGCCAUAUUUUCAUGAGAAUAAUUUGCUAUUUUUGCUAUUCACUCGCCAGGAAGAGGGAACUGAAAUAUGAUAUGUUUGAGGUCGUGAAGCCGGCAAAACACAAGACUAAACGCUUCGUAGGUCUUCACAUGGCAUCGCAAAAAAACACCAUAUCUUUCUCUUCUUGGCUAGUUAAUAGAUCUUGGCAUAUGAUUUAGCGUAAAAAAGUACGCAAAAUGGUUUUGAAUGGUAGCAAUUAAAAGACAUUCAAAGGGUUUUGGCUGGAUUGAAUAGAAAAGUGGGAGCACCAUACAAGACAGUAUUAAACCAUUGUCGUGGUGCUGGAGCAAGGGGCUGAUUUGAAGGCAUGUGCAAUUCUGUUUCUCUUAGAGGGUUUUGUACCGGCGCCUUACUAUCUUUUCGUGCUCCAUUCCCGUGCUUGGAACCUUUUUCGGAACUGCAUUCUGCAUCUUGCUCUACUUCUGAAGGCUUUGGGAAUUCGAUUAGAGAUCGUAAGGCUUGACCGAUGGGCUUUGAAUCUUCAAGAAGAACUAUGAUGGAAAAGUAAUAUUAAGAAAACUACAACACAAACUAUAUGAUUGUAUGUCGAGUGUCACAGCAAGUCCAAACUAAUAACAACUUUGUUGCCAUCGAAAUUGAAAGUUAGUGUUUUUCAUUCAUCUCAAAUACCAAAUAACCGGUAGGGCUAAAAAAACAAUAUCAGCAUAUCAAUAUCAACCCCAAGUCUUUA
Messenger RNA from Actinia tenebrosa (Australian red waratah sea anemone), 3190 nucleotides. RefSeq lists its product as uncharacterized. Lineage: Eukaryota; Metazoa; Cnidaria; Anthozoa; Actiniaria; Actiniidae. The record is from RefSeq and is a predicted model, not a curated record.